AUGUAUCAUCUGCGGCUGCCUGCGCUUCUCCUCCUGCUGCUCGUGUUGCUGCACUGCAUCACCGCCGCCCCGAGUCGCAGGUACUUCAGUCCCAGCUCGUCCAGCGAGCAGGAAAGCGAUCUCCCAGACUCUGACGGCUGGUUGCUUCCUGGACUCGUGUCCGACCCACUCCUCGGCCUCAUGGGCCCACGGCCGCAGAGGGCGCUCACAGCUCCACACAGCCACCACAUAGAGAAGAGGAAGUGCAACACAGCCACCUGCGUCACCCAGAGGUUAGCAGACUUCCUGGUCCGCUCCAGCAACACGAUCGGCACUGUUUACGUACCGACCAACGUGGGCUCGGCCGCCUACGGCAAGAGGGACCUACUGCAGCCCCCCAACAUCCUGCCUCUCUAGUACCGACGGAGGAAACCUCCACCAGCACUCCCAGUGCGCCGAUGAUAUAACCGAUCAUCUUAUGUAACGAGAGCGACAUUGGUAAUGACGACACUGAUGUUUAUGGUGAUGAUCCCUGCGAUCACAGUUUUCUUGCUCAUUUUCUAUCCUUUGAGAAACAGUGCCUUUAGUUUGAACCAUCGUUGUGUGUGCUGUGGCUGUUUUAAUGCUGUUCCACAAUGGCAUGAUGUGAAUGUAAAUUAAAAAAAAAGAAGAAAAAAAA
Salarias fasciatus (jewelled blenny) is the source of this 658-nucleotide messenger RNA. It is a transcript of the gene iapp, whose product is annotated as islet amyloid polypeptide. Lineage: Eukaryota; Metazoa; Chordata; Actinopteri; Blenniiformes; Blenniidae. The transcript has 3 exons. Gene Ontology annotation, molecular function: hormone activity. The record is from RefSeq and is a predicted model, not a curated record. Bases 1 to 396 code for a protein of 131 amino acids. Gene Ontology annotation, cellular component: extracellular region.